Molecule: messenger RNA, 5210 nt
Organism: Lucilia sericata (common green bottle fly)
Lineage: Eukaryota; Metazoa; Arthropoda; Insecta; Diptera; Calliphoridae
Gene: AdamTS-B
Product: A disintegrin and metalloproteinase with thrombospondin motifs 6
Biological process (GO): proteolysis; extracellular matrix organization
Cellular component (GO): extracellular matrix
Molecular function (GO): metalloendopeptidase activity
Source: RefSeq, a predicted model, not a curated record
AGUUUGUAUAUCCAAUGGAUAACAUCGUGGCGCGUUAUUAGUAGUUUUUAAACAAAAAUUCGGAAAAGUAUUGUGUUGAAAACAAAAAAUAUUUAUAGACAAAGAUAAAUGAAAAUACUAAGAAGUAAAAAAAAAACAAUUUUCUUCAAUUUCUAGAGACCACGUGAAAAUUGAAAGACGUUUUUAAGGAAUUCCGCUAGAAAUUGCAAAGUAAUGAAUAAAAUUUCAAAAAAAUAUUAAAAAAAUUUGUGAAAAUUAAUUGUAUAAUUAAUUUAAAGAAAAAAUAAAAUUUGUACAAUUUAAAUAGCUUAUUUUAAACAGUUUUAAAAUUCAUAAUUUAGCUAAAAAUUUUUCAAUGAAAAAAGGUAAUAAUUUUCGCGUUGUUUGUACGUCUGUCGCCGUCGCUUUUGUUUGCUGCUGCCGUCUGUCGUUGUGAAUCAUAAUAAUUUCGUUCAACAGAACAGAACUUUAAUUUACUGUAUAAUACAAUUAUUGGCCAUUUGUAUGGUUCAGUUUCUGUUGCUGUCUAUCCAUCUCAACAAACAAACAACCAACCAUCCAUCCAUUCAUCCAUCCAUCUAUCUAGAAUAAAUAUCUAGAAAACACGUCCGUCUGUCUGUCGUCUACCUUUUUUUUUGUUGUUGAAAAAAAAAAAGAGAUCGGCAUAAACAACAACAUUAAAUAAAUAUUAAUAACAAUAAAAAAUAUUGAAAUAGUAAAUAAAAGCUAAAAAUCUGAAAAUCUGUAUUUAAUGAUAUUUUUCAACAACAACAAUAGCAACAACACUAGUGCGAUUUAUUUUUGCGGUUUUAUAUUCUAUGUGAGUGGAUAUUUGUGCCGGUGUCUGUCUCCGAAAUCUAUUAGAGUAUUAAAUAAUGAUCAUUUUUCUGUGUGUUUGAAAAAAAUUAAAUAAAUAAAUAAAAAAAUAAUAACAAAUAAAUAAAUAUAUGAAAAUGUUUAGUGUAAAUAAAUAAAGAAAAAAAAAAAAAAAUUAUUGUGUAUACAUGGCGCCACAUUCAACAGACCCCUUUUGAAAUCUAGUUGUGUGAUCUUUAAAAUAAAAAUGUUCGUUUUCUUUAAUUCUCUCUUAAAUCACUUAUAAAUUAAAUUUUAUGUUUUCAUAAAUAUUUCAUGACAAUUAUUGAAAUUUAUAAUUUGCCGUUAAAACACAUUUGAUAAUAAUUUUGAUCCAGACAUCUCAAGCCCUCAUAAACAAAAUAUUUCUCUUCAUAAACUUACGGAAACGUUUUUAUAAAAAUGUUUAUCAAAUUGCAAUGUUAAAAAUAAUGUAUAAAAUUAAUAAACUUAUUGAUAAUGGAUAAUUAAUAAGAAUUUUAAGCAAAAAAAAAAUUUUUCCACAUUUAAUGCUAAAACAAAAGUUAAAUUAAACAAUAAUUAUUAAAUUAAAACAAGAAAAAAAUAAGUAAAAUUAAAAAAAAUAAAUAAAUAAACAACUCAAUAAAUAAAAUGGAACCUCAAUUACAAUUAAAUAUUAUUUUAUGCCUAAUACUGUCUAUGUGGCAUGUUUAUGGUGAUGAACAAUUAUAUGGCCUGCAUUCGGACGAACUGAUAUCUGGUGAACUGGUUAUACCUAAAAAAGUAACAGCAACUGGUGAAUUUCUAACGCAUAAUCUAACGCAUCAUCAUGGCGAACAUUAUCGGCAUCAACGAAGGCGUAGAAGCUUUAGAGAGGAUGAUCAUACUACAGCCUCCUCAGAACCAGAAGUUCAUUACCAGUUGCAAAUACAAAAUGAAACUUUACAUUUGGAAUUAGAACCAAAUUCAUAUUUCAUGACGCCCCAUUUAGUGGUGGAACGACACAAAAGAGAUUUACGCACACGCAAACGACCACAGAAAAAUACAAAUUGUCAUUAUCAUGGCAAAGUCAGAGGACAAGAGCAAGAUUCAAGGGUAGCGAUAUCAACGUGUCGUGGUUUGGUCGGUCACAUAAAAACUAAAAAUAAUGAAUACUACAUUGAGCCAUCAAAAAAUCAUGCAGCCCACAACAUCAACGGACAUCCGCAUGUUGUAUUUCAAAGAUCGUCUGUUAAGGAAAAGUCAACGAAUCACAACAACACUAACAAGAAUAAGAAACCACAUAAACGCAGGCAGGAGCAACAUAAAUUGCAGCAAAACGAUGGAAAGAAGCCAAAGAAGGCUUUAAGUAAUUGUGGUACUAAAGAACCCAAAAGACGCAUUGAAGCUCGUUUAGUGGAAUGGCAACCUCAAGGAAAGGUAAAAAUUCAAGGUGGCAGAAAAAUACGUAGACUACGUCAUCAGCAUCAGCAUGAAAAUCAACAGCAGAAAUCUCAAUAUAAAUAUCAAACUACAACAACGACGGAUGUUAAACACCAAAAAUAUCAUCAGAAGAAACAUGACUACAACCACAGGGAAAACCAAGACAUCUUAUCAUCAUCUACAUCAACAGCAGCAUCAUCUGAGCAAACUGUUGCUUUUGCGCCACAACCACAAAAACAGAAACAACAUAAACAGCAUCAUCAUCAACAACAUCAUUUAAAACCAGAGUUUCAUUUACAGCAACAACAACCGUCACCAUUAGCAUCCCAUGCCAACAGCCAUCAACGUAAGAAACGUUCAAUUAGCAGCCCACGACAUGUAGAAACUCUUAUCGUUGCCGAUUCUACAAUGGUUGGAUUUCACGAAGAAAUCGAAACUUAUCUUUUGACCAUAAUGAAUAUGGUAUCCGCUCUCUAUAAGGAUCCCAGUAUUGGUAAUGCCAUUGAAAUUGUUGUGGUUAGAAUUAUACUACUUCACGAUAAUGAGACACAUCCAGAUUUGAAUCUAACACAAAAUGCCCAACAGAAUUUAGAUACAUUUUGUAGUUGGCAACAUAAAUUGAAUACCGAAAAUGAAUUAGAUCCUCAGCAUCAUGAUGUGGCAGUUUUGAUAACACGUAAAAAUAUUUGUGGCAAUAAUUGUAUGACUCUGGGUUUGGCUAAUGUCGGUGGAAUGUGUAAACCGAAACAAUCGUGCAGUGUUAAUGAAGACAAUGGCAUUAUGUUGUCACAUACCAUUGCUCAUGAAUUGGGACAUAACUUUGGCAUGUUUCACGAUACUGCAAAAUUGGGUUGUCCGAGAGUGGGCUCUAUAGUGCAUAUAAUGACGCCAACAUUUGGAGCGGAUACUCUCCAAGUUUGUUGGUCAAAUUGUAGUCGAAAAUUUAUUACACAUUUCCUAGAUCAAGGUCUGGGUGAGUGCCUAGAUGAUGAACCUACCGAUAUGACAGAAUAUGUCUAUCCCGAGGAACUACCCGGUCAUCGUUACAGUGCCGAAGUACAAUGUCGUUUGCAAUACAAUGUUACAGACAGUGAAGUGCGUGCCUGUUCCUCCAUGAAUGAAAUCUGUUCAACAUUAUGGUGUCGUGUUAAUGGUGAAUGUAUUACGAAUAUGAGACCAACAGCACCAGGAACACCGUGUGGAAAUCGUAAGUGGUGUCAAAAUGGCAAAUGUGUACCAAAGGAAUCGCUGCAGAAAAUUGAUGGCGGUUGGGGUGAUUGGUCCGAAUGGAGUGAAUGUUCACGUUCUUGUGGUGGUGGUGUUUCCAUACAACAAAGAGAGUGUGAUAAUCCUUUACCGGCAAAUGGUGGUUCGUUUUGUAUAGGCGAGAGGAAAAGGUAUCAAAUAUGUAAUCCUCAUGCUUGCCCCAAAGAUGAACCCAGUUUUCGGGCUAAACAAUGUGAAAAGUAUAAUAAUAAAGCUUAUCAGGGAGAAUUCUAUAAAUGGUUGCCCUAUUUCGAUAAACAAAACCCUUGUAAACUAUAUUGUACCGAUGAGGAUGAUACCAUCAUUGCUAAUUGGGGUGAUGUGGUUUUGGAUGGUACACCCUGUACUUUGGGCACCAACAAUAUGUGUAUUGAUGGCAUUUGUAGGAAAGUUGGUUGCGAUUGGAUUGUUGAUUCAGAUAUGCAAGAAGAUCGUUGUGGCGUGUGCGGUGGACAAGGAGAUCAAUGUAAACCGGUGAAAGCCACCUUCAAUGAAACACUAAAGGUUACAGAAGGUUAUGUAGAAAUUGUAGUGCUGCCAGCAAAAGCACGUCAUAUAGUCAUCAAAGAAUUGGGAAAUUCACCACAUUUUCUGGGCGUGGCCAGAGCAAAUAGCAGUUUAUUUUAUUUGAAUGGCGACAGUUUAAUAUCAAUGCCGGGUGAAUUUUUAAUAGCCGGUGCUGAAAGUUUUUAUGAUCGCAUAGAUGAUCAGGAGAUUAUAAAGAUUCCACAACCUAUACAACAUUCCAUAGCUAUAUAUAUUAUUGUUAGAGGUGAUGAGCCUAAUGAAGGUAUUUACUAUGAAUUUACUUUGCCCGCCUUAAAUGUCAGUUCAUCCAAACACUUUUUAUGGAAAUUAAGUGAUUGGUCCUCUUGCUCGGUAAGCUGUGGUGGAGGUCUGCAAUAUCGUGAACCCAUUUGUUAUGAAAACGGCAAAAUGACCCCCGAUAUAGAGCUUUGUUGGGCCUUUGCUAAAAAUGCUCGUCCUUUGCGUUUAACCAAAAAAUGCAAUGACACGCCUUGUCCAGCCCAUUGGCUAACAGGUCCUUGGCAAUUUUGCCCGGUAACCUGUAAAAAUGCCGAUGCACCUUUGCCGGUGCGUCGAAGAUCUGUCAUGUGUCUAGAUCAAAAUGAUAUAGUGGUAGAGGAUGACACCUGCAACCCCUUUACGAGGCCAAGCGAUACCGAAUACUGUGAACAUAAUUUACCCGAUUGUAGUAUAAAAGAAAAAUUUAAAAAGUUUUUUAUUUAGACAUUAAAACAAAACCCAUACUUUUAAAGAAAAUAGUUUAAGUUUUAGUUGCUAAAAUAAAUAUUCCAUGUUCGUUUUUUUUAAUGAUUCAAAAUUUCAUAAAAUCUAUUGUAAAAUUUGCAAGUCUUAGUUGUAAGGUUUUUCUUACAAAUGUAAUUUUAAGUAUUUAGUUAAUAAAUAUUAUUUAUUUUAUUUAUUCUUAUUUUUUAGAAUAUGAAAAACAAUGUACUUAAUACUUUUAGUUUGUAUUUGUUACUAAUAAUUUGUGUUAGAGAAACUUUUUAAAAAAGUUUUCAUUUGUAUACUCGUUGUUAGUUGUAAGUUAUUUUAUAUUUUUUACUAAUAUAUCAAUUUGUAGCUGUUAAAUUGGUCUAUUUGUAAUUUCCAUAGUUUAUAGAGUGUAAAAUUAUGUUUAGGAAAGAAAAGUGAAAAAUUAAUAAAAAUUUUGAAAAAUU